Vairimorpha ceranae is the source of this 798-nucleotide messenger RNA. RefSeq names its product meiosis protein mei2. The record is from RefSeq and is a predicted model, not a curated record. Bases 1 to 798 code for a protein of 265 amino acids. NCBI's taxonomy places the organism in Eukaryota, Fungi, Microsporidia, Nosematidae. Gene Ontology annotation, molecular function: RNA binding. The transcript has a single exon.
AUGAAUAAAAGUUUUAUAGAAUUUUCUGAUAAGACAUUGAAUUAUUCAAGUGAUGACUCUCUAACCAUUGAUUCAUCAUUUCUUAAAUAUGAUUUACUAUUAAAUAGUGUGCCGUACAGUGGUAUAAUUUCAAAAGAGCCAAAAUCUUACGCAUUUCCUAAGUUUAUACCGCGUUUGUUGCUGGGCAAAAACCCAAUUAUUUGUGAUGAAGAAGUUUAUUUUCGCUUAUACGGUCAUAAAACUACAUUUAACCAAAAAAUAAAAAAGAAAGAAUAUUUUACAAAUGAAAAAGAAAACAGCAGUAACACAACUAAUAAUAAUCCCUCUGACAGUCUAUUUUUACGAACAGUGCCUGUUCUUAUUAACCCUGCCACAGAAUUGAAAUAUAAAAUAAACAUUCAUGACAUGGAUUCUCGCACGACAUGCAUGAUUAAAAAUAUUCCUAACAAAUAUACACAAAAAAUGUUAAUAAAUCUUCUCAAUGAGCAUCAUUUCGGAUGCUACGACUUUGUAUAUCUUAGAAUGGAUUUUAAAAAUAAGUGCAAUGUUGGUUACGCCUUUGUAAAUUUUACUUGUACAGAACACAUUAAAACAUUUUACAAAAAAAUUAAUAAUAAAGGAUGGAAAUUGUUUAGUAGCAAUAAAAUUGCAGAAUUAACUUAUGCAUCAAUCCAAGGAUUCGACAGCUUAGUAAAUAAAUUUAAAAACUCAAAUGUAAUGAAAGAACAGGAAUCUUAUAGGCCAAAAAUUUUUCAUAAAGAAGGAAAUUUAAAAGGAUAUGAAAAAUCAAUGUUUUAA